This is a messenger RNA of Labrus mixtus (cuckoo wrasse), 2459 nucleotides long. RefSeq names its product ewing's tumor-associated antigen 1-like. The transcript is spliced from 6 exons. NCBI's taxonomy places the organism in Eukaryota, Metazoa, Chordata, Actinopteri, Labriformes, Labridae. The record is from RefSeq and is a predicted model, not a curated record. The coding region runs from base 148 to 2115 and encodes 655 amino acids.
CCCUGGGAAAGACAAGAUGGCGGGACGUUCAAAAACGUCGCUGACAGGUCAAAUCAACAACAGAAUAAACUGUAAAUAACAUAUUGAAUUUAACCGUUAGCCCACAAAUCGUCGGCUGGAACGAGUAACCGACGUUUAACCGCCGGUAUGAACGGGGUUCGCCGGAAGUGUGACCCUCCUUUUGGACUGACGGGAUCCACACCGAAACCGAACCGGCUGAGCAGAACCUUCAGACAGACUCAGACUGCGGGUAAAGUGGAUCCUCCGAGGAGCGAGCCGGCAGAAUUUAAGAGUCCGACCAGAAUCCCGAGAUCCAGAGCAGGCGGAGGUUUCAGCGGAGAGUCUCCACACAACGACUCGGACGUCCAGCAGGACAUAAUCUGGGACGCCACGUCUCCUUCUCCAAACAGACUCGGUAAAAGAGGAAAGAAGCCGCCUGCUGGAGUGGUGAACAUCUCAGAGAUCGUCAGCAGGAUCGCUCCAAAGCAUGGCAGGCCGAGGGUUGCAGAGCCGACGUUACAGCAGUGGAUCGGAGACAGCGCAGCCAUUCCCUGCACGCCGGACGUUCAAACUCCCAAACCGAAGAAGAAGUCCCCGAGGCCGAACGGCGUGGACGACUUGCUGAAGCUCGCCAAACAGUUUGAUUUCAACAUGUUCCGUCGGGACGAAGAGGAAGAGGUGGACGACCCGCACCAGCAGAGUACGGAGCUGCUGUCGGAGGACAUGUUGGAUUUUGAGAACGGCGAUCAGAACGACUUCUCACCUUCACUUCCUGGAAACCAUCAACGAGCUGAGGACACGGCGGCGGCUGGGAGAGACAUUCAGGCACACCUGGAUCUACAAAUGGAGGACGAUUUGGACCUCCUGUUCGAUGGGCCGACCCAGCAUGUGAGCGGAAACUUAAGUCAGGUGUCACAAGUGAAACAUCCUCCUAGCACGUGUGCGGCUUCUGGGAAAGCGUCUGCAUCGUCUCACACUUCUGGUGUUUUCACGACCAACACUAGAGCUGCUCCUGCAAACGACGAGUUCGAGGACGACUGGGAAAACGACGACUUGCUUAAUGACUCUUUGGUUUUGGAGAUGACACAAAAUCCGCACAGCUUUUCCGCUCCGACACACUGCUCAACCCAGAAACCCCCGCAUGAAAUAAAACGUCAGAGUCCGGGAAGUUUUCGAUGGUCAGACAGUCUGAGACAAAGAUCGACCUUCAAGCUGGAGUCCAAUCCUCAUUUUUCUAUCAAAACAAGCCAGACAGACACCUGGACUAACUCGAGGGUGGAAAACGGCUCAAAAAGGUCAGAGAAAGACCCUCAGAAGAACAAAUGUCACGUUUUAGCAGGAGCGGGUUCUCAACAGAGCGUGCAAAAGUCAAACACGGUGAAAUCAGAUACACAGAAACAACAAUCGAAACAAAGGACAAACGCGGCAGCUUCGACACCUCCUGCUAGAUCCGCUCGCAGCUUUCCACUCACACCUGCAGCAGUUCCAUCCCACAACGAGGCGGCCGCCAUCUCUGACCUCCUGGACGACGACCUGAACUCUUUCUUCUCGUCUGAUCCGGUGUGGGACGACCCGGCCGACGACGACCUUCUGUGUGAGAUGUGUGAAAACGUGGAGAACCAGAUCCAGAGCGCCCAGAACGUCCCCAUCAAACAGACAGUUCCCACGUCGACCCAGAGAGCCGCUCUGCAGCCAUCCGUCAACACCUGGGACAACCGAACCAAACAGCCAACGGCCAAUCAGAAACCUUUCCCUCCUCAAACUCUCCCCCGUGCAGCUGGGACUUCUCACGCAGGUGGUUUGGUUUCAAGCGCAGCUGAAGGUGCACAAAUGAAAAGAGAGACUUUAAGGUGCGCACAGUUAAAAAACUCUUCAGGGGGCGUGCACAGUUCAGCGAGUCUGCAGAUGAGCAGCAGGGUCCAGACUGCGCCGCAGGGAAACAUCCGGAAAGAGCACUUCACCUUUAAGAAGCCAAACAACUCGGUUUCCACAGUGACCAACAAAGAUUUGGGGAAAUGUUCUGCAGCAGAGAUCGAGCUGAAGAAGCAGCAGGCGAUGGAGAGGCGUCGACAGAGGCUGCAGGCCACUCAAAACCUCCCCCGAUCUCCAACCUGAAAAACAACAGAAACAACUGGAAUCAACUAACGUGCAUACGUGAAGUCUGGACUCAUCUGCAUGAAGGUGAAACCUUGCAGACUCUCCCGUCAGUUGUUUGUCAGCUUUGUUCACUCCUGAUGACUUAAGUCUCUCGAUCAGAUCCUUCUACAUUUUAUAUUUGUUCUUUACGUUACGUGACCUUGUGCCGUUUGUGUUCUUCUUUUAUCUGUUCUGAUAUCACGCCAUGUUGUUGUUCUGACUUAAAGGGACGCUUCAUCUUUAUUUGGGAGGGGGAAAAUGUGUGAGAUUAAAGUGUGUCCUGUUUGGUGAGUACAGCGGUCAUUCAGUUUUAAAGGUGUUAG